AUGACUAAGAGCAAUUUGUUUUUAAAUGAUUGGGUACCUUUUACCUUUGUCUACUACUCGCCAGAACAAUCAAUUGAGGAAUUUUAUUAUCCAUUACCAAUUUUCAGUGAUCUUGGUCAAUCUUCUAGCUUUCAGUUUCUAGAUAGCUCUGAACUUUUGAAGAGGAAAAUUAAAGAGCCCAAUAUUCGAGAGAAAAUGGACUUUUCAAAUCCAAAUGUUAGUGAUUUUCAACGCUUACUCCAAUAUAAGCUUCUUAAAAAGUCUAGAAGAACAAAGCCUUCCAAUAGAAGACGUCUCCGAACAAUAAAGCCGUUGAUGUCUUCAGAGUGGGGACACACAUAA
Priceomyces carsonii is the source of this 342-nucleotide messenger RNA. RefSeq lists its product as uncharacterized. The transcript has a single exon. NCBI's taxonomy places the organism in Eukaryota, Fungi, Ascomycota, Pichiomycetes, Serinales, Debaryomycetaceae. The coding region runs from base 1 to 342 and encodes 113 amino acids. The record is from RefSeq and is a predicted model, not a curated record.